GAGUGAUAAAUACUCCUCACCAUCUCAAAAUAUUGUUGAUCGACUAAAUUUAAAAAUACGAGUCAUGUAAUUCCUAUCCAACCAUUAAAACGUGCCACGAUUGUUGGCAGCCAUGAACGUCUUAAAGAUAUGAUCAACUCCAAACAAAGAAUCAUUUAUCUGAUCGUAUAUGGAUUGUACGUCAAUGGCGUGAUAAAUUAAUUACUCAAUUAAAUAAACUCAAGCAAAAAGAUACUCAUUUAAAAGCUGUUAAACAUAAAACACAAGAAUUUAUGACUAAAUUAAAUGAUUCAUUUGAUGUCAACAUUGAAUCUCUAACACAUUUGGAUCAUAGACAAAAUGAUGAGAAUAUUAUUGAUCCUGUUUUUAAGGAAUUAAACAAGGAACGUGAUCUAUUGAAAGAAAUACAAACAGAUCUUCAACGACAAAUCGACGAAGCAAUCCAUUUAUUAGUUGAAAUAAAUAAUGUAGCAAAACCAUUUUAUUCAGAUAUUUUUAAUAAAAAUGAAGCUGUACAUAUCGAUAUUGAUGUUUAUAAUUUGAAUGAAAAGUCAUCUUGUAUUAGUCAAAAACCGUUCUGUGAACGUUUACCAGAAAGCUCAAUAGAUUUGCAAACAUGGGAGAACAUAAGUUAUCAAACUUUAGGAAAUGCUGAAAAUGUAAUUGAAAAGACUGAUGAUUUACUACAUCGAUUGCAUAAUAGUCUGCAUAAAGCAAUCAACAGGAUGGCGAGUAAAGCUAGUCAAGUAGAUAAUGAACUACGUAGGCGUAUGCAUGAUACUCGUAGAUCAUUACGUGAAAUCGAAUAUCAAAUUAAAAGUACUGAAAAUGAAAGAGAUGAACAUUUAAAAGAUAUAAAAAGUUUAGAAGAUACUGUACGUGCAAAAAAAGAAAGUUUAAAAUUAGCCGAAACACGACUGGAGAAACGUCAUAAUAGAUCGGGGAAUGAAAAUAUUCGAGAUGAUCCACAAUUAAGCCUGCUAGAAGAGUUAUCAAGCCUACGUAAUUGUAUUGAUAUGUUAGAAGAAAAACUUACAAAAUCUAGGAGUAUAUUGGUUAAUUUAGAACAGCAAAUUGUUCAACUACAUUAUGAUACUCAACAGAAACGUAAUGCUUUACAAAUUUAUGAAGAAAUUCAUAAUAUACGUAAACGUCUUGAUUAUACUACAACUGUUGAUAAUGGUACAAAUACAAAUAAUCAUUUGUCAUCAUGUCCAAUGAUACCCAGUGGUAUUCAACGAGAACCAGUUUUAUUUUAAUAAGUGAGAGAGAAUUUAUGAAACUUCAAAAGUUUCUAAUCUUAUUUCAUAACUUUAAAACACGUAAAGCUUAAUUUCUAUUGAUCUCAUUGUAGUUACGUAAUUAUUCUAUUUUAUUUUAUAGUUCUUUGAUAUUUCUUUAUUUCUUUAUGAUCAAUGAGCAUUGAAUAACUAUUUCUGUCUGUGAUAAGAAUGAAUUAUCUUAUUUAUUCAUCAUCAUUAUUUUCAUUUUGUUUGAGAACAAAAAGAAAAAUCUCACUAAAUAUGUCUUUCAUUAAAUAUAAAUCAAAUAUAUUUGAGAUGGUGAAGAAGAUUUAUAGCUCAACUGGAUGAUUUCGAUGAAGUUUUGUUCUCUGAGCUGGAUAUUUUGAUCAUGGAGCUUUCAUCAUUCCUCUGAACGACAUCAUCAACAAAAACCAUCAAAAUCAAAUAUAUUUAUCUUGUUCUACUCUUAUGUAAUAAUACAUUAUUCUAAAUAGUCAAUAAUUAUAAAUACAAAUUCGCUUGGUGUCAACAGAUGUUUAUCAUAAUUAUCAAUGUUAA
Messenger RNA from Schistosoma curassoni, 1802 nucleotides. The record is from the annotation of a GenBank genome assembly. NCBI's taxonomy places the organism in Eukaryota, Metazoa, Platyhelminthes, Trematoda, Strigeidida, Schistosomatidae.